AUGCUGAUCCAAUCCGCGCUCGUCGCCGCGCUCGGCGCAACGCUGGCCAAUGCCGUCACCACUCUGGAAGUGAAGGGACGGCAGUUCGUCAACAGCAAGACAGGCGAUGCCUUCCAGAUCGUGGGCGCAGCCUACCAGAUUGGUGGAAGCUCGGGAUACGACCCCAGCCAUGGCAAAGACCCGCUGUCAGAUGGUGACAUCUGCCGACGGGACGCUGCUCUGAUGCAGACCCUUGGCGUCAACACCAUCCGAGUCUAUAACUUGAGCCCCGACCUGAACCACGACGAAUGCGCCAGCAUCUUCAAUGCCGCUGGCAUGUACAUGCUGAUCGAUGUCAACUCUCCUCUGAGCGGCGAGUCGCUGAACAGCUUGAAGCCGUGGGAAUCCUACUACGCCGGCUACCUCAACCGGACCUUCGCCAUCGUCGAUAACUUCAAGAACUACCCCAACCUGCUCGGGUUCUUCUCCGGCAACGAAGUUAUCGAUGCUGUCAAGACUGGUGCCGAAGCCCCUCCUUACAUCCGCGCCGUCACCCGUGACCUGAAGACCUACAUCAAGGCCCACGCCGACCGCCAGAUUCCCGUUGGAUACUCGGCUGCUGAUGUCCGUGAUGUUUUGGAAGAUUCCUGGAACUUUUUCCAGUGCGCCAUCGAUGGUGACGAUAAUGACAUGUCUCGUGCCGACAUGUUCGCCCUGAACAGCUACUCUUGGUGCGGUGAAAGCUCCUUUACAGAGUCAGGCUACGACCAACUGGUUGCCAUGUUCAAGACCACCUCCAUUCCCGUCUUCUACUCCGAGUUCGGCUGCAACACCCCCUCGCCACGUGUCUUCACCGAGAUCGGUACCAUUUACGGCACCCAGAUGACCGGCGUCUUCUCUGGCGGUGUCGUCUACGAAUACGCCCAGGAGCCCAACAACUACGGUCUUGCUACAGUCAACAGUGAUAACAGCGUCGAUCUCCUUGACGACUUCCGCACCCUGCAGAAGCAAUACAAUGGUGUUGAUUUCAAAUCGGUUCAGAACGUCAAGGCCGCAACCAGCUCCAUCACCAUUCCCGAGUGCAAGGCAAGCCUCAUCCAAGAGGACGGCUUCAAUAACAACUUCACCUUGCCGGUCCUUCCUCCUGGAGCCCAGAAGAUCAUUAGCAAUGGUGUAGGCGGACUGGUGGGCAAGAUCGUCGAUAUCAGCGAUUGGACUGUCAACCACGUCGUCAAGGACAUUGACGGCACUAAGCUCUCCAACCUGGCCGUGACACCACUUUCCGACGACGAAUCCAACACCCCUGGUAGCAACACGGGUGGCAGCAGCAGCAGCAGUGGCAACACCACAACAACAGGCGCUAACUCCGGCUCAAGUGGCAGCGCGGCACCGCAACUCGCACCAACAAAAUUGUCCACUGCCGCCAUGGCUGUGCCCAUGGUCAUCGCCUUGUCAUUCGCUGCUGGCUUCUCGAUGAUCUAG
Molecule: messenger RNA, 1461 nt
Organism: Anthostomella pinea
Lineage: Eukaryota; Fungi; Ascomycota; Sordariomycetes; Xylariales; Xylariaceae
Source: the annotation of a GenBank genome assembly